GCCGUCGCGGCUUCCAUGGCCGCGGAGGCCGCGGAGGCCCCGUCGUCCUCCUCCCACCCGCCCACCGCGUUCCCGGCCACGCGCCAGGAAAUCCAGGCGGCCAUCGCCAAGGCCACCGAACUGCGCGCGCUCCACGCCGCGCUCCUGCAGGGCGGCGCCAAUGCCGCCGCCUACGCUGCCGCUGGCUCCGCCGCUGGCCGCAGCCCCGCCGUCAUCCGCGUGCCGCCUGCCGCGUCUCCGGCGUUCCCCAGGGCCGCUGCCGUCGCCGAGGACUACCCCGUCUUCACCCCGGAUUUUUUGAAGCUGGGCACAGUGAUUAAGCUUGGCGAAAAUAUGUUGGCUGAAGCUGAAAAACAGUGUGCUCAAGGCUCAAGCUUGACUGACAAGGUGGAUGUCAGGGCUUAUGGUGAAGAGCCCCUGGGUGGAAUGAACUACAUUCGGCAAGACAACCGGAGCCUAUCUGAGAACUGGAGCGGAAUCGGUCUAGAACACGAAGGUCCUGAAGACGAGGUGGCCUUCUCGGAUCUCGACAAUCACAACACCUUCUCUUCGUCAAACAGCGAGCUCCAUUUCUCUUCAUCAAAUGAGCAUAUACGGAACAGAAUCCCUCGCAGAAACCAUCAUUCCUUCCUUCAUCCUGCUCUCUCUGCUGACAGUUUCCUCAAGUCGGCCAGCAGGAGAACAGAUUCAGCAGAGUCGAAGGCUACAACCACGUGCAACACUUGCAAGCCUGCAACAAUCAGUAGGGGCCCAGAAGCUGAUGCCAAUGCUGUGAAGAACCUCAGCAGUGGAGUGCCACAGUCGAACCACCACCCCUCCGUCGGCUCGCGUACAAGGCAAAAAGGGACAAACGUACUCUCAUGGCUGUUACCCAAGUCGAAGAGGAAGACAAAAUCAGACAUGUCACCGAGCACCGCCGAAUGUGAGAACAUGUCGCAGCUUCUGAAGGAGUGGGGGGUGUUUUCACUAGAAUCUCUAAAGAAGGAGCUUGCUGAGGCCAAUGAGCAUAGGGACGCUGCUCUUCAAGAAGUUGGGGAGAUGAGAUCAUCUUUGGGGGAACUAACUAGCAAGCUGCUGAGCUUGGAAGCGUAUUCCUCCGAACUUAAGAAGACUCUAAAGAAAGCAACGAGCACCAAAAACAGCGUUCAAUCGCACUCGAAGAGAUCAGCGAGAUCAGUGGGGGUCAGUAGAGACGAUUCAUUGCCCGUGAGUCACGAAGUAAUGGUGGAAGGGUUCUUGCAGGUAGUAUCAGAAGCCCGUCUUUCCAUCAAACAGUUCUGCAAGGUACUGCUCCAGCAAGUCGAAGACGCCGACAAUGGACUAGCAGAUAAGCUAAACUUGCUCUUGCAGCCAUACCAACUCACACUCGCCGACAAGCUCUCGAAAGUGAUACUGUAUCAUCUGGAAGCUCUCAUGAACCAAGCGAUGUAUCAAGACUUCGAGAACUGCACGUUCCAGAAGAACGGGUCACCCAGGUGCCUCGACCCUAAGCAGGAUCUCCAGGAGAACUUCGCAUCAUUCGUGGCGCUGCGCAACCUGAGCUGGAACGAGGUCCUGAAGAAGGGCACCAAGUACUACUGCGAGGACUUCAGCCGUUUCUGCGACCAGAAGAUGAGCUGCAUCGUGUCCACUUUGAGCUGGUCAUGGCCGUGGGCCGAGCAGCUGCUGCAGUGCUUCUUCGUGGCCGCGAAAUGCAUCUGGCUGCUCCACCUGCUGGCAUUCUCGUUCAGCCCGCCGCUGAUGGUGCUACGGGUGGAGGAGAACCGGGCCUUCGAUCCGAUGUACAUGGAGGAGAUCCAGGUGGAGAGGCAAAGGCCGCAGCAGAACCCGUCUCGGGUGAAGAUCAUGGCGAUGCCCGGGUUCUACGUCCAAGACCGGGUGCUGAAAUGCAGGGUGAUCUGCAGAUAUGGCAGCUAGGCCCCGUAGUGUAGUCCUGAGCUGGUAUUAUGCCUCUUGGUUUGGUUUGGUUUUGUUUCUGACUGAUCUUUUUUGUUAGUAGUGUGAUGAUGUAGCAUUUGCCUGCUGAGUGAAUGUUGGUUCACUUGCCUGCGGUUGAUACCGGCUGUAAGAAAUAUAUUUAUGCUAAUCCUUAACGGGUAGAUUGAUAGUUUUUUA
Molecule: messenger RNA, 2115 nt
Organism: Hordeum vulgare subsp. vulgare (domesticated barley)
Lineage: Eukaryota; Viridiplantae; Streptophyta; Magnoliopsida; Poales; Poaceae
Product: IRK-interacting protein-like
Exons: 3
Coding region: 16-1917 (633 amino acids)
Source: RefSeq, a predicted model, not a curated record